Messenger RNA from Gadus macrocephalus (Pacific cod), 2349 nucleotides. It is a transcript of the gene egr2b, whose product is annotated as early growth response 2b. The record is from RefSeq and is a predicted model, not a curated record. The transcript has 2 exons. Bases 184 to 1536 code for a protein of 450 amino acids. Gene Ontology annotation, molecular function: RNA polymerase II cis-regulatory region sequence-specific DNA binding; DNA-binding transcription factor activity, RNA polymerase II-specific. Gene Ontology annotation, biological process: regulation of transcription by RNA polymerase II. NCBI's taxonomy places the organism in Eukaryota, Metazoa, Chordata, Actinopteri, Gadiformes, Gadidae.
GGAGGCAGCGCCCCUGUUCCCCAGACCGGUGCGUGUCCUCUCCAUCCCAGCAGCCUGUAGCGCGCGGUGCCUCAGAUGAUCCAUCACUCGGUCUGACUUACAGCUAAAGGGAAGCGGGAAUAAAGCUCGGCCCACACUUGUCCUCGGAGCGCCUGACUGCGGGAGCGGUGUUUCACCAGGACCAUGACGGCCAAAACUUUGGAGAAAGUCCCGGUGAGUCUCGGGGGAUUCGUGCAUCCUUCGGAGACGGUGUACGGGGAGGAGAUGGCCUCGGUGGCGGGGUUUCCUCCCACCGACCUGGGGGGGCACUACGACCACAUGAGCGGAGCAACAGACGGUCUAAUGCACGGAGACCCCCUCGCAGCCGAGAAGCGCUCCCUCGACCUCUCCCCGUACUCAGGCUUCAGCCAGCCCGCCUCCCACCGCAACCAGACCUUCACCUACAUGGGCAAGUUCUCCAUCGACCCCCAGUACCCCGGCAACUGGAACCCGGAGGGGGUCAUCAACAUCGUCUCGGCGGGCAUCUUCGGAAUGCCUCCGCCUCCUCCCCCUCCUCCCCCCUCCUCCUCAGUCUCAUCCUCUCCAGCCUCCUCCGGCUCCCCGCACCACUACUCCGGCGGUCCUCUGAGCUGCACCAUGGCGGCGGGGCAGAGCCAGGGCGACAUGGACCACCACCACCACCACCACCACCACCUGUACUCCCCACCGCCCCCCUACUCCUCCUCCGGCUGCGGGGGGGAGCACUACCAGGACCCCUCAGCGUUCCUGUCCACCUCCACCUGCCACAUCUCCUCCCCGUACCCGCCACCGUCCUACUCCUCCCCGAAGCCCCCCAUUACCUGCUCCGACGCGCCCGGCUUGUUUCCAAUCGUGUCCGACUACUCCACCUUCUUCCCGCCGGCGGCGUGCCAGCGGGAGAUGCAGGCGGCCGCCCUCCCGGAGAGGAAGCCGUUCGGUCCGUGCCCGCUCGACUCAUUCCGCGUGCCCCCGCCGUUGACCCCACUGAACACCAUCAGGAACUACACGCUGGGGGGUCCGGGCGGAAGCGGUUCCGAGGGAGGGCCCCCGAGGCUUCCCUCCGCGUACAGCCCACAGAACCUGCCUCUCAGGCCCAUCCUGAGACCCAGAAAGUACCCGAACAGACCCAGCAAGACGCCCAUCCACGAGCGGCCGUACCCCUGCCCCGCCGAGGGAUGCGACCGGCGUUUCUCGCGCUCCGACGAGCUGACCCGACACAUCCGCAUCCACACGGGCCACAAGCCCUUCCAGUGCCGCAUCUGCAUGCGCAACUUCAGCCGCAGUGACCACCUAACCACGCACAUCCGCACGCACACCGGGGAGAAGCCGUUCGCCUGCGACUUCUGCGGACGCAAGUUUGCGCGCAGCGACGAGCGGAAGAGACACACCAAGAUCCACCUGCGGCAGAAGGAGAGGAAGUCGUCCACCGUCUCCUCUUCCUCUUCCUCCUCAUCGUCCAACAGCUCAGGCCUGGACCGGUCCUCAGGCCUGGGCGGCACAGCGGGGAUUUGUUCUUAAGAGACUCUUAUAACAGGUGAAUGUUGUGGUGGACUAGAGCUCAUCUGACCCUGGGUACGGACAACGCAGACCGCGGGACAGUGUCCGAUGGACGCACCGGGGACGCGUGCUCCUGGCGCUUCUGAACCCCCCCCCCCCCCCCCCCCCCCCCGUGGUUCCGACGAGGGGCCCUUCGUGAUGUGUGGCCCUUUUAUGCACUUUUGUCUUUACUAGUAUGGGCUGCUCAGCAGCCAUUAAUUCAUAACAGUAAGGGCCGUGAUAUUAAAGAAGAUAUUUAUCCAACUUGCGCGCACCAGAGCAGCGCGUCGUGAUGUGAAAUAACCGCAAUAAUAGUUUGGAAAAAGGGAAAUGUGUUUUAAGUUAUUGAAGUGUUCAUCCUAACGUGUGUGUGGGUCGCUACCCCUUCGCUGCCUGGUUCUGCUUGUCUUUUUUAAGAUGGGAAAUCCGAGGACGUUAUACAUGCAAUGUACAUUUUUCAUUCCUAUAGGAAUGUUGAACAUAUAUUUUUGUACAAAUGUUUUGGUGUUAACGCAAAGUGUGUUUUACGUGUACAACUACUGUGGGGAUGUAACGUUGGAUGUAAAUAACUGGAACUUAUAUCGACUCCCCCUCGUCCUGUGGUUAUUCAAUACCUCCAGUAAUAUUAAAGAUUCACAUUCACAUUUUGGUGUAGGAGUUGAAUAUGCUUCCACAUGUCAGUGUUCAAUGUAAUAUCCACCGCAUGCAAGAGGACAAAACAUAUCGAUAAACACAAACAGAAAGACUUCCACAAAUUUGUGCUGUUGUUAGAAAAAUAAAAACGGGUCGACUCCA